CUUCAGUCAAGCCCCAGCCUCUUUCCAUGAAGACUCUGCCCCCAUCCCUCUCCCAUCAUAAACCACCCCAUAACCCAGCACAGUACAAAGGGACAGGUAUGUGCUGAAAAAACCUGUGAAGGAAGAAGACAAGGAAGGAGAGGAGAAAGUCUUCAACCUCACCUUGUUUCCAAUGAGAUGGAGGCAAGUGGACUGAUGUGAGUUUGGAGAAGAGCAUGCUUUUAUACUUCUCCUGCACUGCCCCAGGCUCACAGUCACUCCACAAGGGCAGAAAUUUUCCAGCAGACUCAUCUCCAAAGCAUAAUAUCCCACCCAAUGGCACAGGUUGUGCUUUUGUUUCUGUAAAUGCUGCCAUUUCAUUUCCUCAUUUCUGACAUUCCUUCUCUAAGCUGCAGGAUCCUUUCAUGUGCUACAAUGAGAAGCCAAAGGAUAGCCCAGGCAGAAUCCUGUCAGUGGGGCAGAAGUGCUGGAGGGUUCUGCGGGGGCAGGAAAUGUUGGCCUGGGGCAUUGAAGUGCAACUGUUUGCUGCUGCCCCAUGGAAGUGCCCCAGCUCUGCCCCAUGCAGCACAUGUCACCACAGUCCAAAAAGCUCCUUGUCCUUUAGGGAUGUGUCACUUGCUUCACUCUCUUCUAUCUUUCUCCACUCUCCUCCAGGAUCACAAGCUGUGGCAUCUCCAGGCAGCCAGGCUGUGCCAAUGGUUUCAGGUCUCUUCCUCUUGGUGCCUUUUGCUCUGGGGAGGAGGUUUUCCAGGUUAUCUGAGUGUCCAACAGCAUCCUGGGUGGCCUUAGGAUGGGGUUUGCCAUCAGCCUGUGGAAUGGGACCCCUCUUCUCUGCUCCACGGUGCUCAGGAAACAGCUGCCACCAAGAGCAGCUGCCCGGUGUGAGAGAGGCACAGACAUACUGGUACCAGUCCAGCAAAGGGCCUCAGAGCCCAGGGAGUGACUGGAGCCCCUGGGACAGGAGGGGCUGCCCGAGGUGGGCCUAUCCCCCUGGAGGAGAGAGGGCAUCUGGGCACACUUCCCAGGAAUGGGAAAAAGAGCUGCUGGGAGAGAGUCCAGAACUCAGAGUCAGACUCUCCUGAGUCCUAUCCAGUGAAGGGACAAGAGGCAACAGGUACAUCUGGAAAUAUGGGAAGUUCCAGGGAAACAUAAGAAACGACAUUGUUAGCGUGAUGUUGGUAAAGAAGUUGUCUGUGGCUGACAUGGACAGUUGUGGAUUCUUCAUCCUUGAAGGGAUUCAGAGCUUGACAGGACUUGGCCCUGAGCAUCCUCCAAAGGCUGAUCAUGCUUUCAGCAGGGGCAGUUGGAGCAGAUGAUCUCCAGAGGUCCCUUCCAAUCUCAAGGAUCCUGCAAUUCUGUCGUGGGAAAUGAUGAGUUAUGCACAGCUGCUCCUAAAAGGGAAGAACUGGUUGGAAACAUUGGAAUUCAAAGAAGGGCAACCUUGGUUCUCACACCUCAGAGACCCUGGAGUCAAGACCUGAUGGCAGGAAAGAAAACCAGUAGCACAGGACAGGUCCUGGAUUCAGGCACAGCAGAUUCAGCUUAAGCAGCUGUUAGGGAUGAUUUCAUGGACACAGCUUUUGGGUAGCACAUGGUUCAAGAGCAAAAAGGGUCCAGCCCAAUACUCAAAAACAAGGAGAUGUCUGAGCAGACUGGCUUUGACCAAGUGGGGUUAUGAAGACAGAUCAACAACAUCUAAACGCAGUGUCCUGGAGCUGAAGGGAGGGAUGAUCUUCAAAGGAAGAAUUUAGAAAUAUUUCGUAAGGCAUGUUGGGGUGCUGUUACAAAAAUCAAAGCUCAGCAUGCCUUGAGUCUUGAGAGACACAUCCAGAGGAACAGACAACAAACAUCAUCCUACAAGAGCAGUUAAAGACUGACCAAGGAAAACGUGGUGCAACUGCUGACAGGGGCAGCUGAUUUCCUGAAGAGUGUCCAGAGAAAAGGUUGGCGGAGUCAAUGCCUUCUCUGUCUCAGUCAUCACCUAGGAGUUCUCCCAGGCUGCUGUGCCCUCUCAUCUAGUUGAAGGAAGUAGUGGGAAACCUCCAGCAGUGGAUGGGCUUCAAGUCAAGGAUUGCCUGAGAAAAGCCAAUCCAUACAAGCAGAGGGUGGAAGGGAAUGGAUACACCUGCCUUAUCUACUUGGGCUGAGACUUGUCUCAGGCUGUGGUGAGGAGCUCUCCUGAAUGUUUUGUGGAGUUAAAGAAAGGGUUGCAGAAAACCUCUCCCCACCACCUUGAACAUAUCCUUGGGUCUCACAUGACAUGACUUCUCUUGGAAUUAGUGCUUCAUCAUGGUCCCUUUCCCCUGACCCAAAGACUGGCUCAGCCUGGAGCAAAAAUUGGUACCAUUCGGGAAGCAGAAACUUGCCCAACUAGCAAGUAAAUGUGGCCUGGCAAGACCCUGCAGUUCCACAUGCCUGGGGAUGCUCAGGGAGGGGACGUGCCCAGAAGGGCCCAGGUACAAACCCAGCUCUCACACUACACCAAGCAGUGAUGAUCUUCCUGCCCUGCAGACAUGGAGGCAGCUGGGACUCACCCCAGGAGGGCAAAGGAAUGCCUUCAGUAGGCAAAUUUCCUGGGACAGACUCUCCCAACCCAUGGCGAGUCACACUCUGAUUUUGGAUUCACCAUGUGUCAUCCUUUUGGUGUGCUGUGUGCAGGCCCAUGUCCCACACAGAGCUGAAUUCCCCUCCAGCAAGGGCAGCUCCAUUCCAUGCCUCAGAAAAACCAUCUUCAGUCACUGGGCUGUUCCUCAUUCACAGCUCUGGGCAGCUUGAACAGACACCACCCUCAGCACGGACUCAUUGCCAUCACUCCACAGCUCAGGGGGCUUUCAGGACAGUAGGCUUGUUCUGGAAAAGAUUCUCCUGCUAGUGUGGGGCCAAAUUGUGGGGUCACAGUGUAUGGUGAUCUGAGGAAAAUGGGAAGAACGAGAUGCUUCACUGAGCCCCAACACACCCCUAGGGCAGUGAGAAAGGACCCAGCACUAUAGGGCGAGUUCAGGAAUCACAGGGUUCAGGAGAGCAAGUUAUCCUUCCCCAUGCCACUCAUGACACUUGUUGGGAACCCCACAAGGCUGCCAGGAGAGGGGACAACCUUGCCAAACAAAGUGCCAUGGGCAGGAGUGGACUGAAUUGGUGGGAGGGUAUGUUCAGAAGCCUCCAAAGAGGGUAGAAAACAACCACAACAUAUUUCCUCAGAUUGGUGUCAACAGUCUCCACAGACCCUUCCAGCACAUGGAACACAUCUUCUGCCUGUACAGAUGUGUCACUGCCCCAAAUCCUUGGGCCUUUCAUCUUAAUACUUGAAAGGAUCCUCGGAGGCCUAAUGGUCAUGUCAGAAAUGAGGAAAUGAAAUGGCAGCACUGAUGGAAACCAAAACACACCCUGUGGCAUUAGGUGGGAUAUUUUGCUUUGGAGGUGAGUCUGUUGGAAAAUUACUACCCUGUGCAUUGACUGUGGGCCUGGGGCAGUGCAGAAGCAGUAUAAAAGUGGGUUCUUGUCCUUACUCUCUCAUCCAUUCCUCUCUUCUCCAUCUUAUUGGGAACAAGGUGAGUUUGGAACACUUUUUUCACUUCUCCUCCUCCUCCUGCUUUUCCGCCUCCUGUUGUGGGAUAUCUUAGGACAUACCUCUCCCUUUGUCAUAUUCUGGGGUCCUGAGGGUGCUUGCCAUGGGGGAGGGCAGGUAGAAGACAGUGUGGCAAGAGAAGAGGUUCAGGCUUGGCUGAAAUGUCUGCACAGCCAUGGGCUAGGUGGGGUCCUCCCUGGGGCUGCAAUUCCUGCCAGGGCUCUUCUGAGGGAAAAGGACAUUCCUGUGGUCUCUUUGUGAUGUUCUUGUGGGAUAAGGGAAAGGGUCUCCCUCAUGUGGAGGGUGAGAGGUUCUUCUUCAAGCACAACUCAUGCUUUUCUUCCCCUGCCCUCUGUCCCAGGUGCAGCUCCAGCCCCAGACAUGUCCUGCUACACCCCGUGCCUGCCCUGCCAGCCCUGUGGCCCGACCCCGCUGGCCAACAGCUGCAAUGAGCCCUGUGUCAGGCAGUGCCAGGACUCCAAUGUCUUCAUCCAGCCCUCCCCCGUGGUGGUGACCCUGCCCGGGCCCAUCCUCAGCUCCUUCCCACAGAACACCGCCGUGGGAUCCUCCACCUCCGCUGCCGUUGGCAGCAUCCUCAGCUCUCAGGGAGUGCCCAUCAACUCCGGGGGCUUUGGCCUCUCUGGCCUGGGCAGUGGCCUCUGUGGCAGGAGCUGCUUCCCCUGCUAAAGCUGCUGCCCAUGGCCCUGGCAAGGAACCAGGGAUACACAGGAUGGAACCGCCCUGGGGAUG
Messenger RNA from Pseudopipra pipra, 4315 nucleotides. RefSeq names its product feather keratin 1-like. The record is from RefSeq and is a predicted model, not a curated record. Gene Ontology annotation, molecular function: structural constituent of cytoskeleton. Lineage: Eukaryota; Metazoa; Chordata; Aves; Passeriformes; Pipridae. The transcript has a single exon. The coding region runs from base 3860 to 4252 and encodes 130 amino acids. Gene Ontology annotation, cellular component: intermediate filament.